Messenger RNA from Oppiella nova, 2070 nucleotides. The record is from the annotation of a GenBank genome assembly. NCBI's taxonomy places the organism in Eukaryota, Metazoa, Arthropoda, Arachnida, Sarcoptiformes, Oppiidae.
CACUUGUUUUUAAAUACAUUUUCCUGUGUUUGGGAAAAAGUGUCGUAAAAUAUAUUAUUUUAUAUAUAAAUAAAAGUGUUUUAAACACUCAAUAAAUUCACUAUAAAUUAGUGCUAAAAGUAUAUUGAAUUUAAUCGAUAUUUUUCGCGUAUUUCCAUUUCAUCGCUGAAGAAGUCGGCGAUUUUGAGCCAAAAGUUUAAUUAUCACCAGAAGUACCACCAGUGCUGUUGGCAUCGCGUGGUGUCAAUGCAUCCAGACUUUCACCCAAACAUCUAUGGAAGCGUUGAACUCGAGAACAGGUCAUACAUUAUAGGGGAUGACAUUCCAUGCAUUUCGCUGAAAACGUUGAUAUCAGAUACCGGGCCACUCCAGGAGAGCGACGUUUGUACGAUUGGCGCGCAACUGGUGCUGGCGAUCAACCAUCUGCACGACAACGGCUUAGUCCACCGGUGCCUCAAUCCGGACCUCAUAUCACUGGAUUGGAGGGGCCGGUGCCGUAUCACCGACUUGAGCACAUGCAAGCAAAAGGGCUGCGCGUUUGAGUUGGAUGUCAUCAAACGACUUAAGUAUCCAUUUAUAGCGCCAGAGAUACUGAAAGGGGAGACUUAUGAGCCCUCAUCGGACUGGUGGUCACUGGGCUGUUGUCUCUAUCAGAUGCUCACUGGGAAGGCAUUACUUUCGCAACACGACUCCAUCGACUCAUUAAUUAAAGACAUUUCUAAAGACAACUGCAAGGAAGCAAUUAAUGACAUUAUUAGAUCGCCGAUAGACUACCCGGCACACUUAUCCACCAAUGCUUUUAAUAUAUUGUCGGCGUUUCUCGAAAAAGACCCCAACAAACGCCUCAAAUGGUGUAAAGAGACCGGAAUUAAGACCAUUAAAGAGCAUCCAUUCUUCGCGGGAAUCGAUUGGGAAAAAAUGGCCACCAGCGAGAGCGUGGGCACCAUUCAGAUGGACCUGUCGUACAGCAUAUGGUCGGCCCAACAGACCAAAAUCGAGGGCGUGUUGGGCGCCGACUACGGCUCCAAAUGGUCCAACUGUUACAUCAUUCAGCACAUGAAGACCGGCGAGGAGGGGGUCAUGAAAAUCGUAUGGAAGGCCGAGAUGAGGAAAACGGCGUCGGGAUGGAAACGGGUGAUGAACGAGCGGCUGGCCUGGCAAAAGGUGUCGGCCCACCCGUACACCGUUCCCCUCAAGGGCUUCUUCGAGACGGAGGCCGCCUAUUGUUUCGUCAGCGAACACAUCAAAGACGCCGUGAGUCUCGGCGUUGUCAUGAAGUCGGCGCCACUGCCGCCCGAUGUGGCCAAAUACCUGAGCGGACAGUUGGUUAUCGUGUUGAAUCACUUGCACGCGAAUGGUGUGCUCCAUAGGAGUCUGUCGCCCGACUGUAUGCUCGUUGAGAAAAGUGGUCGCUUGAGGUUAUGCGACUUCGAGUCGGCCAAACUGUGCGAGUUCAGUUGCCACCCGUUUGGCGAUUGCAGUUAUUUGGCCCCGGAGAUUAUUCAGGGCAAGGAGUACGGAAAGGAGGCCGACUGGUGGGCGUUUGGUGUCAUACUCGUGGAGAUGCUGAUGGGAAAUACACCCCUCGAUAUAUUUUGUGAUAAAAGACAUAUAACGGAUGACUGUGACAUCGAUACGGAAUUUUUAUUACGAGUUAUCGAAAGUAUACCGAAAAUGUUAACUAAUGUCGAGUCGAUCGGCGCUCAGAAUCUGUUAAAAGAGCUUUUAGUUGCCACACCAGAGCACAGACUAGGAUUCAAGAGGAAUGCCUACAAUGAGAUCAAAUCGCAGCCAUUCUUUAAGAGCCUGUUAUGGCCGAAGUUAGAGUGUCCUGAGACUGACUUAUAGAUGAAAAUGUGUUGAGAUGUAUACAGAAUAUUCUUAAUAUAUUGUAACUUAUAUGGAAUAUUCUGUAACCAUAUUUUGUAAUUUAUAUUUAAUUAGCUAAUGAAUUGGUUUGGAUAUACAAUUCCUAACGUGUAUGUGUGGGAAGUUGUGUUAUAAUAAUUAUUUUGGACUUUAAAGAAUUUUGUUUUGUUUAAGAAAACACAGAGUUUUGAUGUAUAUAAA